AUGGAUUAUUCUAGUCGUGACACGGCUCAUAAGCCGUACAGGACUGAUCUGAUUAUCAACUAUAUUUCUGAACAGCUGCGUCUUCUGAUUGCGAAUUCAAUAAUGUCCCCCUAUUUAUCGAAUCUUUCUGAUUAUACGAGUAACCAACGUAUAAAGAUCAGUCAAGAAGUGGAAGAUUACCAGGCCUACACUAGCGCCAUUCAAAUUUUGAUUUUAGAACGUUUAAUCAUCUGUAACCCGAGUUUUACUGUUGAUGACACUAAUUUGAUUCGUGAUCAUUAUAACAUGAUAAAAGCUGCCAACGACCACAAGCACUCAUUGCCAGUUAACUCCAACUUUAGCAACAACGUCCUUAACCCGUCUAUUCCCAAGAACUUUCAGGUUGUUAGAGUUGUUCCUUAUAACUUGUUUUCUGAUGACACUAUUGGUAAUUCUACCUCCGAAUGGAACUGCUUCGAUACUUGGUCAAUGAAUCCUGCAGCUGUCCCCCUAAGUAUUGCCAAUCAUUACUUGAAUUAA
Mucor mucedo is the source of this 519-nucleotide messenger RNA. RefSeq lists its product as uncharacterized. The record is from RefSeq and is a predicted model, not a curated record. NCBI's taxonomy places the organism in Eukaryota, Fungi, Mucoromycota, Mucoromycetes, Mucorales, Mucoraceae. The transcript has 2 exons. The coding region runs from base 1 to 519 and encodes 172 amino acids.